This is a messenger RNA of Glycine soja, 3536 nucleotides long. Its product is annotated as polyribonucleotide nucleotidyltransferase 1, chloroplastic-like. Gene Ontology annotation, biological process: mitochondrial RNA 3'-end processing; mitochondrial mRNA catabolic process. The record is from RefSeq and is a predicted model, not a curated record. Lineage: Eukaryota; Viridiplantae; Streptophyta; Magnoliopsida; Fabales; Fabaceae. The transcript has 25 exons. Gene Ontology annotation, molecular function: 3'-5'-RNA exonuclease activity; polyribonucleotide nucleotidyltransferase activity; RNA binding. Gene Ontology annotation, cellular component: mitochondrion; chloroplast stroma; cytosol. Bases 132 to 2885 code for a protein of 917 amino acids.
GCACUUUCUCCUUCUCUCCAUUGUCCUCUGUGUCCCACUCUCUUCCUCACACUCACCACUCCCUGAAACUGAGAAGCAACAACUUCAACUCGCUCCACAAAUUACAGCGAGAGAAGAAGAAGAAGAAGAAGAUGCUAGCAUGUCCUAGCAGCUCCCUCCAUGGCCUCGCCACGCUCCAACGCCAUUCCCAACCAUCUCACUUCCUCCUCUCCAAGCCUCUCUUCUUCCCUCGCUUCCACGCUUCCCGCAAAUGCAACUUCCGCUCUCUCCUUUCCGGCAACAACCGUCGCCGCUCCGCCGUCAGAGCCUCCGCGGACUCGCCGGAGGUGUCGGAGUCCGUCGUCGGUGCCGACGGUGGAGGCUUGCAACCGUAUUCCGUGAAGAUUCCCGUUGGUGAUAGACAUAUUUUGGUUGAAACCGGUUCUAUAGGAAGACAAGCAAGUGGCUCUGUUACAGUUACAGAUGGAGAAACUAUUGUGUACACAACUGUUUGCUUGGAUGAUGUUCCUUGUGAACCAUCUGACUUUUUCCCUCUUUCUGUUAUUUAUCAAGAGCGUUUUUCAGCAGCUGGUCGCACUAGUGGAGGUUUUUUUAAGCGAGAAGGAAAGAUAAAAGAUCAUGAGGUUCUUAUUUGUAGAUUGAUUGAUAGGCCUCUACGUCCUACAAUGCCAAAGGGUUUCUAUCAUGAAACUCAAAUAUUAUCUUGGGUUUUGAGCUAUGAUGGAUUGCACUCCCCUGAUUCUUUGGCUAUCACUGCAGCUGGUAUAGCAGUUGCACUUUCAGAAGUACCAAUGUCAAAAGCAGUUGCUGGAGUUCGUGUUGGUCUUGUUGGUGAUAAGUAUAUAGUAAAUCCUACGACUGAGGAGAUGGAACACUCUGAGUUGGACCUCUUGCUGGCUGGCACAGAUAGUGCAAUAUUGAUGAUAGAGGGCUAUAGCAGUUUUCUCCCAGAAGAGAAGUUACUUAAAGCUGUAGAAGUUGGUCAGGAUGCAGUGCGAGCAAUCUGUAAUGAGGUAGAAGCCUUGGUUAAGAAGUGUGGGAAGCCAAAGAUGUUGGAUGCCAUUAAGUUGCCUCCUCCCGAACUUUAUGAACAUGUUGAAGCAAUUGCUGGUGAUGAGUUAGUAAAAGUUCUUCAAAUUAGAAACAAAAUACCCAGAAGGAAAGCCCUUUCAUCAUUAGAAGAAAAGGUUCUGAAGAUACUCACAGAAAAUGGGUUUGUCUCAAAUGAUUCAACACUGAGGAGUAAUUCUGAGACCAUUGCGGAGAUUCUUGAGGUUGAGGAUGAAGACGAGGAAGUAAUUGUUGAUGGUGAAGUUGACGAAGGUGAUGUUCAUAUAAAGCCAACUCCACGUAAACCAGCCCUUUUAUUUUCUGAGGUGGAUGUGAAGUUGGUAUUUAAGGAAAUUACUUCGAAAUAUUGGAGGAAGCGCAUAGUAGAGGGGGGGAAAAGGAGUGAUGGGCGAACACCUGACGGAAUACGUCCAAUUAACUCGAGAUGUGGCCUAUUACCUAGAGCACAUGGAAGUACUCUUUUUACAAGAGGCGAGACACAGGCACUAGCAGUUGUUACACUUGGAGAUAAACAAAUGGCGCAAAGAAUUGACACCCUUGAUGGUGUUGAUGAAUUCAAGAGGUUCUAUCUGCAGUAUUCAUUUCCUCCUUCAUGUGUUGGGGAAGCUGGCCGGAUUGGUGCCCCAAGUAGAAGAGAAAUUGGUCAUGGGAUGCUUGCUGAGAGAUCCCUUGCACCAAUUUUGCCUUCUGAAGAUGAUUUCCCUUACACUAUACGUGUUGAGAGUACUAUCACUGAAAGCAAUGGCUCUUCAAGCAUGGCUUCUGUUUGUGGAGGUUGCUUAGCAUUGCAAGAUGCUGGGGUUCCUAUUAAGUGUUCUAUUGCUGGAAUUGCAAUGGGUAUGGUACUGGACACCAAGGAAUUUGGUGGAGAUGGAACUCCACUUAUUCUGUCUGACAUAACUGGAUCUGAAGAUGCGUCUGGAGAUAUGGAUUUCAAGGUUGCUGGAAAUGGAGAUGGCAUAACUGCAUUUCAAAUGGACAUUAAGGUGGGUGGAAUUACUUUGCCCAUCAUGAGAAAGGCACUUCUACAAGCAAGAGAUGGCAGGAAGCAUAUACUUGGAGCAAUGAUGAAUUCCUCACCUCCUCCAGCAAAAAUGCUUUCCAAGUAUGCUCCUCUGAUUCAUGUUAUGAAGGUAAGACCGGAUAGAAUAAAUCUUAUAAUUGGUUCUGGUGGGAAAAAAGUGAAGAGCAUUAUUGAGGAAUCUGGAGUAGACACUAUUGAUACAGAAGAUGAUGGCACUGUGAAAAUAUUUGCAAAAGAUUUACCUAGUUUAGAGAAGUCUAAAGCUAUUAUUAAUAGUUUGACGAUGGUUCCAACUAUUGGUGAUAUAUAUAGGAACUGUGAAAUCAAAUCAAUAGCCUCAUAUGGAGUUUUUGUAGAGAUAGCACCUGGACGAGAGGGACUAUGUCAUAUCAGUGAACUGAGUUCAGGUUGGCUACCCAAGGCAGAAGAUGUUUUUAAAGUGGGAGAUCGCAUUGAUGUAAAGCUUAUAGAGGUAAAUGAAAAGGGGCAGCUGCGCCUUAGUCACCGAGCACUGCUUCCUGAUACAGAAGCUUCACCAAAAGAUGGUUUAGUGGAAGAAAAGACUGAACAGUCUAAGGAUAAGUCUAGCACUCCCAAUGUCACAGCCUCUUCUAAAAGAAGUUCAGAGGAUGAUUCUGUACUUCCUUCUAAAAAGUUUGUCAGGAGAUUGGUAAGCUCUUCCCAGGAUAAGCCUUUCACUAACAAAGACAAGAGAAAGAAGAGUAGCAACAAAGCAGUUGGUAGUGUGUCUGGCGAAGAUGAAAGCAGUUUGGUUAGUGGAGAAGCCUAAAACUGACGACCAAUAUAUUUGCAAAUAAAGCAGAGACAAAUGAUGCUUGCUAGAAAAAAAUUGGUUUCAUAUGCACAAGAAGGCUGAGGUUGCAAGCUCUUACAAACUAACAUAUGAAUGCAUGAUUCAGGUUUUGGUGGCAUGUUUUCUAUUACGGAGUUAUUUUACUUUCCCAUUGAUGAUACUGAUCAUUGCAGUGAAAUUUUUUGGAACAUGCUGGUGCCUAAACUGGAAUAUAAGAACCCCUGUGACUCUAGCUUAUUCCUUAGGCAGAUAACCUUGCUUAAGCUGGAAAGGUGAAAAAAGAGAAUCUUUGUAUAGUCCGUACAUCUCACUGUAAUGCUUCGGAUGUUUGUGAUGAUGAAUACAUCAUGGGAAUUUUGUGUGCUUGUUCUCCCGAUGGCACCUCUAUAUCUUCAAUCUGUUGUUAUUUAUUUCAUAGUUUUUUUCUACUAUUAUUUUCUGAGAUGCUUCCCUUUUGUGGAGCUCCUAUUUUGGAGGUAUCAAGUGUAAAUCUUAGUACAACAGUACAUGGGAGAGGCGUGAAUCUUGUAUACUUCGCAUUGUAAUUUGUUGUCUUUUUUAACAGUUAAAAUUAUGAUAUUUUCGAUACUCCAAAUUGCAAGUUUUGUUGUGUAACCUCAUUGGUCA